UGUGCCGCCGGCUCCCGAUCCUGCGCAGUGGGGGCUGUGCCGUGGGCGGUGACGCGGGGAAGGGGCGGCCCGGCCGGGCAGCAUCACCAUGGCGGCGGAGGACAAAUCGAAGGCGCUGACCCGUAGGCCUGUGCUGCUGAGCAAGAUCGAGGGCUCUCAGGAUGUGGUGAACAUGGCAGCCAUCAUCCCCAAGGAGGACGGGGUUAUCAGCGUCAGUGAGGACAGAACAAUUCGUGUAUGGAUGAAGAGAGACAGUGGUCAAUAUUGGCCGAGCGUCUACCACUCAAUGACAUCUUCAUGUUCGUGCAUGUCCUUUAAUCCAGAAACAAGGAGGCUCUCUGUAGGACUAGACAACGGUACUGUCUCCGAAUUUAUUUUGUCGGAGGAUUACAACAAAAUGACUUCUGCAAAGAGCUACCUGGCUCAUCAGAACAGAGUGACAAUGGUCCUAUUUAUCUUGGAAAUGGAAUGGGUGCUGAGCACAGGACAGGACAAGAGCUUCACGUGGCAUUGUUCAGAGAGUGGCCGAAAGUUGGGUAGCCACAGAACCUCUGCUUCAGCCUCAUGUCUGCAAUUCGACAUUGAAACACGACAUCUUUUUGUCGGGGAUUAUUCUGGGCAGGUGACAAUAUUGAAGCUUGAACAAGACAAUUGUUCUGUAGUUACAACAUUUAAAGGACACAGUGGCAGCAUUACCGCACUUUGUUGGGACCCAGUUCAACGAACGUUAUUCUCGGGCAGUUCUGAUCAUUCCAUUAUUAUGUGGGAUAUAGGAGGAAGAAAGGGAACAGCUAUUGAGUUACAAGGCCACAAUGACAAAGUUCAGUCCCUUUGUUAUGCUCUUCAUACUCGGCAGCUAAUCUCUUGUGGUGCAGAUGGUGGGAUAGUUGUGUGGAACAUGGAUGUACAAAGGCAAGAGACUCCUGAUUGGUUGGAUAGUGAUUCCUGCCAGAAAUGUGACCAGCCUUUCUUCUGGAACUUCAAACAAAUGUGGGACAGUAAGAAAAUUGGUUUGAGACAGCACCACUGCAGGAAGUGUGGGAAAGCUCUGUGUGGGAAAUGUAGCUCCAAGCGGUCCUCUAUCCCUUUGAUGGGAUUUGAGUUUGAAGUGAGGGUCUGUGACAGCUGCUAUGAAUCCAUAACAGAUGAGGAUCGAGCACCCACAGCAACUUUCCACGACAGCAAGCAUUCCGUGGUCCACAUGGCAUUUGAUGUAACGAGAGGCUGGCUAUAAUCGGGAAGUGACCGGGUUAUCAAGCUUUGGGAUAUGACUCCUGUGGUGUCAUGACCUGCUCUUGCUGACGAUCGUAAGGGAUUCUGUCCACGGGCUAGUCUACACGUGGAGGAUUAGUCAGCAACGUUAAUACGGUUAUGGCUUCGUCAGGGAACACAUAGGAAUUGACAUUUUCCAAAGCAGCCUUCCAAAUCCUGAUCAGUAUCUGCCGAAGUUUAAAAAUUGCACAAUGAUUCUGGUAAAUCUCGGCUGCAAGAAUUGAAGUACGGUUUUCAAGAGGGUCAUUUGUACAAUUGAAGUGUUUGUAUGAUUUUCUGUAAUUUUUUGAUAGACCUAAAUAAUUUUUGUUGGUUGUGUUUUUUAAUGUUGUGGUAAGUUCUUGUCUGUUCAUGUUUUUGUUCUGUUGCUCGCUGAUGAGUGAAUAAGUGUCAUGCUUGAGAGAUAUCUGGUUUUGAUUUGGUAAUGUACCUUGCAGUAGUUGUAUAGUUGUCUGUUUUGUACGAAGAAAUCAUAGACUGCUAAUACAGAUUUUCCCAAAGCAGGGGAAAAGAAAAACUAACAAUGGAAUUGCAGUGAAGGAAAGGAUGUAAACCUAAUUGUCUAACGGCCCUUUCUCUAUCUCAAAGUGAAAUUACGUAAAACAUUCCCAUGUAUUUUCCAGUGAUUUAACCUAUGACUGUAGAAGUGAAGUUUGAGAAAACCCGGUGUUUUCUUGAACUUGAGAUGUAAAUAAUUAGAAAGUAUAACCACAAACUCUAGGCAAGUUUUAAUGCAAUGUGUGACAAUAGGAUGAACAGUAAGUUAAGUACACAUCUGUGCAAUAGAUAUAAAGGAAAAUUAUAAUGAUUGACACGAUCUUGCUGUUGAGACAGUGGAGAAUAGGAUUUUGAUGCUUAAAACUAAAAAUCUGUUCUCUUGCUCUAACUUCCUACUCCCUGUUAUCUCUUAAUGCCAUUGUUGUCCCAUCAUGUCCUUUGAAGCAGGGAGGUGAGAACUGAGAAAGAGAAUGUGCCUUUCGUUUCUGUCUUGAGGUCUGCUCUUUGAUUUCCCGACUCUGCUUCCUCUAUGCUUCUAAGUCCUUCUCACUCACUAUAGUCUAGUGGCACAUUGCUAACAUUUGGUUGAACCUUGGUCUGAUCAGUGAGUAUUACGAUCUGCGGAUACAUCCCAUGAUCCAAUAAAACUUUCAUCCGAUUGGUUGAAACUUAAAUGUUGAUUCUGACCUUGCCUGGAUGACACAUUUAUUUGAACCUGUGUUGGGACUGAAGUCUCCAAUCACUGCGUUGCAGAAACCUGAAUGCAGUGGGAAGCUGCUCAGCUGAUUACACUACUGUUUGCUCCACAUUGGAGCUCUCAACUCCAUUCCCAUUCCUUUUCCUGCACGUGUAAUACACACACAUAGUUCACACAGUUCCUUCGCGAUCUGCUGAGGCUAAUUUCGCAUUUAAUGGGCCAGUGUUGAUUGCAUGUAUUCUUGAAAAGACUAGACGUCAGUUAUCUGACUCCUGCGGCAAUCUGUGAAAACUGGGGUUUGGGGUGCUUGGGAAGGCUUGAUGGGCGUUGGGGUUAAUGGAUAGUGAUGGUGUUGGGUGGAACAUACCUCAAAUUGAAGAAUAAAAGCCUGUCGUUUGCAUGUUGCCUUUGCUACCCUCAAUUCCUUUCAUCCACAGAAUUAUUUUUAAGUUUAAUUAAUCUAAGAAUUUAGACUGUUACAUUUUAAAGGAAUGUACAAGGGACACAAGUAGCUAAGAUGGGCCAAGCUAGUCUCAGUUGUUAUAAUAAUUUGAUUUUUUUUUGCCAUAGUCAUAGAGCAAUACAGCACAGAUACAGGCCUUUCGGCCCAACGAGUCCAUGCCGACCAUGGUGUCCACCCAGCUAGACCCAAUUUCCUAUGUUUGGCCUGUCUCCCUCUCAGCCUUGCCCCUGCAUGUACCUGUCCAAGUGCUGCUUAAAUGAUACUAUUGUAAUUGCCUCAGCCACUUCCUCUGGCAGCUCGUUCCAUAUACUCAUCACCAUCUACGUGGAAAAAGUUGCCCCUCGGGUCCCUUUUUUAAACUUUUCCUCUCUCACCCUAAAUGUUUGCCCCCUAGUUUUAGACACCUCCUACUUUGUGGGAAAAGACUACUACCAUUCAUCUUGUUUAUGCCCCUCAUGAUUUUAUAAACCUCUAUAAGGUCACCCCCACUUCUCCUAUGCUCCAAGGAAUAAAGACCUAGCCUGGCCAACCUCUCCCUGUAACUCAGGCCCUUUAUUCCUGGCAACAUCCUCUGUAAAUCUUCUUUGCACUCCUUUCCAGUUUAACUAUGUCUUUCCUAUAACAGGGUGACCAAAACUGUACACACUACUCCAAGUGCGGCCUCACCAAUGACUUGUACAACUGCAACAUAAUGUCCCAACUCCUCUACUCAAUGCCCUGACUGAUGAAGGCCAGCGUGCUAAACAAGGCUUUUUCACCACCCUGUCUACCUGUGAUGCUGCUUUCAAUGAACUAUGCACUUGUACUCCUAGGUCCCUCUGUUCCAUUACACUCCCUAGUGCCCUACCACUCAUAGUACAAGUCCUACGCUGGUUUGACUUUCCAAAGUACAUUACCUCACACUUAUCUGUACUGAAAUCCAUUUGCCACUCCUCAGCCCACUUUCCCUAACUGAUCAAGAUCCCCCCUCCAGUAAUCUACGAUAACCACCUUCACUAUCAACAACACCUUCUAAUUUUGUGUCAUCUGCAAAGUUACUGAUCAAGCCUUGUGCAUUCGCAUCCAAAUCAAUGAUACAAAUAACAAAUAACAAGGGUCCUAACACCAACCCCUGCGGCACACCACAAGUCACCGGCCUCCAUUCCAAAAAACAAUUUUCAACCAUCACCCUCUUUCCUACCUACGAGCCAAUUUUGAAUCCACCUAACUAGCUCUCCCUGGAUUCCAUGGGACCUAACCUUCCAGACCAGCCUGUCAUUGCAGGACCUUGUGUAAGGCCUUUCUAAAGUCCAAAUAGACAACAUCCACUGCCCUACCCUCAGCUACCCUUCAGAAAAUAAAUCCUGUCCAUACUUGUUCCUCUUAGAUUACCUACUGCACAUUAAAGUGGAAUUUUUUUGCCAGAAUGCUAACAAUUAACGUUUAUUCUACCCACAGUACUAUUUUUACAUUUUAAUAGAAAGAACAAGGAUCCUCUUGAAGCACAACUGUAGCGACUAUUUUAGCACAAAUUUUCAGAAUAAUUAUGUACAAAUGGACAUAGGAACUGAAGUAAGCUCUUUUCAUAUCCCUUGAUUCCCUCACCUUAUCAAUGUAUGUUUCAAGUCUUGAAGGUUCUGUUGUCCCUGCAUUUGUUUACUUUUGGGGAGUGGGGGUGGGAGGUGAAGAGGGGGAAAGAAUUUCAGGUUUGGUUCACACUUUGUGUGGAGAACUGCUUGCUCUCUGACCUACAUGGCUUGGCUCAAAUCUAAGGAUCAUCAUUCCUUCUGUAUUUCCUUCCUCCAGAGGAAAUAGCUGACAAGUAUCCACCCUCUUGGAAUUUUUGAUCAUUCUAAAAACUUCCGUCUUCUACUUGUGGGGCUUUUAUUCUUAUUCUCAAGUGUGGUAACUUUAUCUACCUGUGAGCACAAUCAUCCAGUGGUUGUGUUUUAUCUUGCAAGUGGGGGUAAAAAUUGGUUCUUCCUCUGCGGCUGAUGCAUUUUUAAGUCCCACAAUUAGUUGAUGCAAAUAGCUGAAACUACAGUCAGUAUUUGCUCUAUCUCAGUUACUCAGCCAAGUGAGGGUUAAGCCCUCAAAGCAGGCAUAGUGGUUUAUUUUGAAGUUAAAUUUAUUCCAUAUUUCAUAGCAUUCCAGUGUUUUAUGUUUACAAAUCAAGGCAGUUGAGGCAAUUGUUUGUAGCAGUUUAUCAAGAGAGCUUGCAUCCCCCUGCUUUCUCCUCGUGCUUUUGUGCCUUAAUUUUCAGAAUCCAUGCACUUAGCUUUCAAAGCUGAUCUUUGCCACAAAGCAUCCCGUACUCAAAUGUACACCACCAUUAACCAAUCCAGUUAGCACUUGGGAAAAAUUGAACAGUUUGGAAAAAUCAAUCAUCGAAUGUUCUCGGAGGCAAAUUAGGUACAUUAACAUUGUCUGCUGUGUGCAAUAGACUAAUGGUCCUGAAUUUCAUUAUUACGGGCACUAUGUUGCCUGAAAAUUUCCAUAUUGUGACUUGCUCCCUCUCCAUCUCACCACAUCCCACACACCCCCCAAAAAAAAAGUAUAGUGCAUGUUUUAAACCCAACUUUCCUAGGCAAUAGAAUACUACAUAACAGCCAUAUUUUGGUCAACAACAAUAGUUUAGAUUUACUAAAGGAAAGGGGAAAUUGAGGAAGUUGCUAGUUUGGAUAAAGAAAGAGGUAGGCCCCAUUUGGUAAGCUGGUGGUUGAUCUUUAAUCUCAGUGUUAUAACCCUGUGUCCUUUCAUUGCUCAACAAUCCAUCAAUGUCUGAGCCGACUCAGUGGCUGAGCCUACACAGCCCCUUUCCCCAAAAGAAUUCAGAAGAUUGGCUACUCUCUGUGUGAAGAAAUUUCUUCUCGUCUUAGUUCUGAAUGGUUGACCACUCAUUUUGAGCCUGUGACCCCUAGUUCUAGCCACACUGGUCAGGGAAACCAUCAUCUCUGCAUAUACCCUGUAAAGACCCAUAAGAAUUCCACAUGUUUUAAUGAGGUUGCUUUCACCCUUCUAAACUCUGAAGAGCAUAGGCCCUGUCUGCUUAAUCUUUGCUCAACCACUCCCUGUUUGCCUCCCAUUACCUCUUUUUUUUCUCUCUUCCCCCCCCCCCCCCCCAAAAAAAAAAAUCCAUGAAUCAUCCCGGUGAAUCUUCAGUGCACUUUCUCUGUACAUUUUCCUUGGAGAUCGGAAUGGUACACAAUUAUUCCAGGUGUAGUCUCACCUGGAGCCUAUUGCAGUAAGUCAUCUUUGCUCGAAUUGAUAGGUUCUUGAUUGGUAAGGAGGUUAAGGGUUACGGGAGAAGGUGAGAGAAUGGGGUUGGGAAACAGCCAUUAUUGAAUGGUGGAGCAGACUCAGUGGGCUGAAUGGCCUAAUUCUGCUCCUAUAUCUUAUGGUCUAAAUUCUCUUGCAAUAGAGGCCACUGUCUUGUUUGCCCUUGUAAUUGAUUGUUGUACCUCUUUAAACAAAAACUUUCCUGGCAAAUCAUAACACAAUGAAACUUGCCUAAUUUUGGAAGAUACAGCUUCAGAUAUUGUACUGUGAAGGUAGGGCACAACACUGAAACUCUUGUGGUUUAGUGGUGUUCUGAAAGCUGUAUUGUUCAUGUGUAAAUGAAUGUUUUCCCAAGAGUAUUUGUUUUAACACUUGUACCUAAUAUUUCCGAGAGCUUUGCACAAAUGUGGCUUAACUAGAAAUCCAGAUCAGCAACAACUGCUGAGGCCCAGGAAGCCCAUCUCACCAGGACUGAUCUUGCUUUUGAUAAAGUAACUGACCACUUAAGUUCAAAGCAUUAAAUUCAAAGCUAACUUCUCCAAAAUUGGGCAGUUUUAUCAUUAGGAUUUGCCUGGAAUGCUUUCUUGAAGUACAGCUAGUUUAAGGGUAAGACCCCUGUGAAGCAAGUCAUAAGUCCCAGGAAACAACUGAACAGACACAUUUACAGCUGUAUCAGUUACACUAUUUCAAAGCAUCCGUCAUCUGAUCAGGUUGGUAGUUGCAAAACAGUUGGUUUUUGAUUUUUGACCUGGUCUCUGUAUGGAUUUUAAUGGAUCUUUUGAGAUGCUUGCAGUACUUAAAGGUAAUGCAUUUCCUUGAUUCUCCCCUUCCCACCACUGGGAGUGCUUCACUGGGGCUGCCAGAGGUGAUAGCUGGUCAGCCUUGGAUAAGAUUUAAUGUUCCAGGAGCCCUUUCAUUUUGGUCAGUAUUUACACUACUCCCAAAGUUCAAACUGGUUUUGACAAUGUAGACAUCACUCAGUGUUGAGAGUGGGAUUGAGUUCACUCUUGAUGAGAGGGAAGAAAAGUUGAAUUAAGCAAUAUUCUAUAGGAAUCAGCUCAACUCACACAAUCUCCUGAGAUUGUAUUUGCAUCUUCAACUGAAGCUUCAGAAGUGUAUUCAACCCAUUGUAUUUCACCUUGGAGUGUCACUCUAUUCAAAGCCUGUUCUAUUCCCUACAUAAGAACAGUUCAACUCUGUAUUCCUCAGCCACCAGAAUGAUGGGUCAGUGGAAAUUGACAGUUCCAAUUUCAUUAGAAUGUGAUCAUUACCCAACCUUGAACAGGAGGAAUCAACCAGGCCCCACUAAGAAGAAUCAGCAGUUUUAUCUGAUUGACAACUGUUCGAAAUGAAACUUUGUCCACUUGGAAACCAUUUAGCAAUCUGAAAUUUGAGGUACUGUGAUUUUGUUUUAAAAUGUGACCACAUAUUACUGCAAAGAAGUGAGGUCUCUUGGGGUGGAGGAAUGUCACAUCUGUGGGUGAAGUGUAUUCAACAUUGUACCUGUAUGAACUUGAAUGAUGUUGCAAUUAAUGCUUCAAAAAAAAGUGUUCUGCUCUGUAAUAGGGCUCCUCCUCCUGGUAAAAUGCUGGUACAUUUUGAUAAAUCAUUCCAAAGGAAUUCUACUCCCAGGUUUAUUUCACAACUAAUGCUACAGUUCAGUUGAACACUUAGGACUUGUUAGCUAUUUAAAUUGUUACUAUAUUUAUGUAUUGGCAAUCACAAAAUAAAACUCUUUUAGAGGUGUUUGCAAGAGCAUUGUAUCAUUGUUGCAGAUGGUGUCCCUGUGACAGUUGUUGUGCAUUAUCCUUCACUUUUGACUGAUCUCCAGUUGAGUAACACAGCAUGGAAGUGGGCCCUGCAACCCACCAAGUUUGUGCUGAUUAUCACAUGCCCAUUUCCACUAAUCCUAUUUGUUCUUCCUUGAUUUUGGUGACAAGCUGAAUGUCCUAAGAAAGUGUAGACACUUGGGUGCUUUCCUUAUGAUUGCAUCUAUGUGCUGGGCCCAGGACAGGUCAUCUAAUACGUUAAUGGCUAGGAAUUUAAAGCUGCUCUUUCCCCCAAUGUAGACUGUUGCAUGUUCACCCUCCUUCCCUUUCCUGAAGUCAACAAUUAGCUCUCUAGGUUUGCUCAUGUUGAGUGAGAAGUUAUUGUGGAACCACUCAACCAGGUGUCCUAUCUCGCUCCAGCAAGCUGACUCAUUGCCACCUGUGAUUUGUCCAACAAAAGUAGUGUUGUCAGUGAAUUUGAAGAUGGCAUUGGAGCUAUGCUUAGCCACAUAGUCAUGUGUAUAGAGUGGAACAGGGGCCUAAGCAUGCAGCCUUGAGGUGCACUUGUGUUGA
Pristis pectinata (smalltooth sawfish) is the source of this 8530-nucleotide messenger RNA. It is a transcript of the gene wdfy2, whose product is annotated as WD repeat and FYVE domain containing 2. NCBI's taxonomy places the organism in Eukaryota, Metazoa, Chordata, Chondrichthyes, Rhinopristiformes, Pristidae. Gene Ontology annotation, molecular function: metal ion binding; protein binding. The record is from RefSeq and is a predicted model, not a curated record.